AUGCCUGACCACUUUCCAAUGGAAGAGAACCUGCAAAAGGUCAUGUCAGCCACAGUAACCCCUCAUGAGUCACGGCGAGAUUCGCUCCCUGAUUCACUUUCCGACUCCCACUCAGACUCAUCAGAUCAAGGCUCAGAGGUGGCACAUGAGCCAAUUCAAGAGCGAUAUGACAACCCCUCCUACUCUCGUUUUCGACGGGUGGCUUCGAAAACAGUCGUUUCCUUCGGGCCUAACGAUCCAGAGAACCCAGUCAACUGGAAGAAGACAAGAAAGUUUCUAGUCCUUCUCGCCGGUGUCAUGCAGGUCAUGAACAGUACCAUCGGCUCGUCCAUCUGCAGCAAUGCCAUCCCACAAAUUGCCGAGGAGUUCAAUAUUACCAACCAGCAAAUGCUAGUUCUACCCAUCUCUAUAUUCCUAAUUGGGUACAUUCUUGGCCCUUUGGUGUGGGGACCCAGCUCCGAAUAUUUUGGUCGCAAAAAGCCAUUACUCAUUGCCUUUAUUGGGUUUAUGAUCUUCACACUAGCCUGCGCGGUGGCUAAUUCAUAUGCAUCACUAUUGAUUUUCCGACUUCUCAACGGCAUGAUGGCAUCUUCUCCAAUCGCGAUUACCGGUGGUUUAUUUGCUGACGUCCACGACGACCCUACCCUGCGAGGUCGCCUCAUGGCGUACUAUAUGGCUUGCACUACAUUCGGCCCGAUCAUGGGUCCCUGGAUCUCCGGAUUUGUUGCCGUCGUUAGUUGGCGAUGGUGCUUCUGGAUUGGACUCAUCUGCUCCAGUGCAACUUUGCCCUUGGUCAUCUUCAUGCCUGAAACAUACGGUCCCGUUAUCCUGACCCGCCGAGCUAAGAAGCUGCGAAAGGAAACUGGAAAUUCAAAUAUCGCGUCCCCAUUGGAGCUUGAGAGCCGCAACCUUCGCAGAAUGUUCAUCAUCACCAUCUCCCGGCCUUUCCGAAUGAUCUUCCACGAGUCGAUUGUCUCUUUGACAUCUUUGUACCUGGCACUGGCAUAUGCAAUCUUUUACCUAUACUUUGAGGCAUAUCCAAUCAUCUUUCAAGACAUUUACGGCAUGAGCGCUGGUGUUUCAGGUCUGAUGUUCUUGCCCAUUGGCGUGGGUGCACUCCUUGCCUGUGUGGUCUUCAUCUGGUACGACGGGUUCCUCGCCCGGGCUAAAGCCCGUGAAGCAAGCUGGGCAAAUAUCGAAGAAUAUCGACGACUCCCACUUGCUUGCAUUGGAGGCCCAUUGUACGUCAUCUCACUAUUCUGGGUGGGGUGGACAGCCUCUCCCAAUAUACAUUGGGUUGUGCCCUUCUUGUCAGGUAUUCCAUUUGGAAUGGGCUACCUGCUUAUCUUCAUGGCAAUGCUUAACUACCUCACCGACGCUUACGAGACACUGUCUGCGAGUGCUCAGUCGGCAGCUAGCUGCACACGAAGCAUCUUGGGUGCAGUCCUUCCUUUGGCCACUAGGCCGAUGUUCGACAAGCUAGGUGUUCAUUGGGCAUGCAGCCUGAUCGCCUUCCUCAGUCUUGGGGUUUCUAUCAUUCCGUUCGCGUUCAUUCGUUACGGUGACCGCAUCAGAAGCAACAGCAAAUUCUGCCAAGAGUUGAAGAGGAUCAAGGAAGCGGAGCGCCUCGAGAUCGAGAGAGAGGAACGCCUGGAAAAGGACUCCAAUAAUUUGGAGAUCGUUCCAUCAACCAACACGGGUCAGAUUUCUCGAAUCGAAACAGCUCGCAGUCAUGCAGAUAAGGCAUCAAUCAUCUGCUAA
Molecule: messenger RNA, 1761 nt
Organism: Penicillium subrubescens
Lineage: Eukaryota; Fungi; Ascomycota; Eurotiomycetes; Eurotiales; Aspergillaceae
Product: MFS transporter
Exons: 6
Coding region: 1-1761 (586 amino acids)
Biological process (GO): transmembrane transport
Molecular function (GO): transmembrane transporter activity
Source: RefSeq, a predicted model, not a curated record